AUGCUAAUUCGUAUUCUACUUCUAUUCUCCAUUCUGUGUGUGUCAAUAAUAACAAAAAGAGUACAUUAUACUAGUCAAAUUCUACCGAAAGACAUCUUUAUUAGCUCAGAACUUACUGCGCUACCUGAAAAACUAUGCUAUGUUUGGGUAUCUACCCUAUCUUGCAAUAAUCGACAUCGCUACGGUUUGGAUCUACAAAUCAGUCGCAAGAUCUCGCAAGUAGCUAUUCUUCUGCUCGGGGGAGAUAUCGCAACGAAUCCUGGACCAAACUCAACGCGCCCCCAUAUUCAUACUAACGGAAAUAACCAAUCAAUUCUUCGCUGUUAUUAUCAAAACGUGAGAAGUAUAAGAUCGGGAAACAAAUUACGGGAGUUUCAGGAUACAGUGUAUGCCAACCAAUAUGACAUCGUAGCUAUCUCGGAAUCCUGGUUAACAAGUGACAUAUCGGAUUCUGAACUGUUACCUUGGAAUUAUGACAUCUUUCGGUGCGACCGUAAAAGUCUAACGAUCUCUCGCGGCGGGGGUGUCUUGUUAGCAAGUCGUAGUAAUUUACGGUGCAGUCCUGUUGUUUUUACAAAAAACAAUAACAUCGAACUUUCGGCUAUUGAAAUUAACACAAGAAGCAGUGGCAAAAUUCUAGUCGCUGUGGUAUAUAGACCUCCCUGCGCCCAUACUAACUGGAUCUAUGACAUCGUCGAGUCGUUGAAUGAGUGUACCUACAGCAAAGUGAUCUUGCUCGGAGACUUUAACUUGCCAACCAUAACCUGGCUUGAUGGAUCUGGAUUCUGUGAUUCCAGCGAUUCCGCAUCGUUCACGUUCUGUCAAUGCCUUUCAGAUAACAACCUUUUCCAACUAAUCGACUCUCCCACCCGCUUGAAUAAUUGUGUGGAUCUGCUCCUCACGAAUAUUUGUGAACAUGUCAUAAACAUUUCAGUAUCUGAGUGUGAGAGUAUUGGUGUACCAUCUUAUCACAAAGCACUAACCUUUGACUUAAACUUCACUGCACGCACCCCUAAUGAUAAUAGGCAGGAAUCAUUCAACCUUAAAAAGGCUAACUUUGAAGGACUACGAACUGCGUUAAGGAACGACCCGCUCGAGAACUAUUUAGAUACGGAUAAUGACGUUGAACACAACUGGACUUCAUGGAAAACACAACUCUUCUCCAAGCUGAACGCCUUCAUACCGAAGCGCAAGCCUCGUAAGUUCAUAACACCGCCAUGGAUUGAUGGUGAGGUAACCCAUGCAAUACGGCGAAAGAACUCGCUUUGGAAAAGAGGAAAAGAAAAGAACAACUCGGCUACUUGGGAGAGAUUCCGUGAAAAACGUAAGAAGGUAAAUACCUAAUAAGACCUAAACGUAUUGCCUUCCUUAAGAACAUUUCAGACUCAUGCAUUUCUCACCCUGACCGGUUCUGGAGUUACUUCAACCGGUUGACGAGACGUUCCAACAUUCCCGAAACUGUCGAUCUUAACGGACGUUCUCACUCGGAUGCGAGGUCGAAUGCCAACGCGUUUAACACGUAUUUCACCACCGUUUUCAACUCUGAUACAUCAAUACCCAGUAACCUUCCCUCCUCCCUAUACACGCAUGAUAUCGUAUCGACCCUCGAAUUUUCCCACGAAGAAGUAUUGUCCUCUCUACAAAAUUUCAACUCGAGUAAAACACCUGGACCGGACAAUCUCCAUCCGAGAAUUCUGAAAGAAUGUGCAAACGAACUAGCACCAGUGUUUAAAAGAGGAUGUAAAGCUUUAGUGCCCAACUAUCGUCAAAUUUCGCUUCUAUCUAUUGUGAGCAAAUUUUGUGAACGUUGCGUCCUCAGGAACUUACUAUCGAAGCUCAGUCACCUCCUAACAUCUGCACAGCAUGGCUUUGUUCGAGGAAGAUCUUGUAUUACGCAGUUGUUGUCAGUUCUUCACGACGUGGGAACCGCGCUUGAUGCUGGUGAUGAAGUAUACGUCGUCUACCAGGACUACAGUAAAGCCUUUGACUCUGUGCCUCAUGGGCGACUUUUACAUAAACUUUCACUGUUUGGUAUCCAGGGUCCACUGCAUGCGUGGUUUACGGACUACCUACAUUCGAGAUCCAAGAGAGUUGCCAUCGAAGGAACAUUUUCCUCGUGGGUACCCGUAACAUCUGGUUUUCCUCAAGGCAGUAUAUUGGGACCUUUUCUCUUCCUUCUGUACGUAAAUGACUUGCCUGACGUCCUUAGCAAUUCAACAUCUAUUGCUCUUUUCGCUGAUGAUGCAAAAUGUUCCCAUGUUGGUUCGUAA
Paramuricea clavata is the source of this 2270-nucleotide messenger RNA. The record is from the annotation of a GenBank genome assembly. Lineage: Eukaryota; Metazoa; Cnidaria; Anthozoa; Malacalcyonacea; Plexauridae.